UCCAAGAUGGCGGACGGACCAGUAGUAUCAUUGAUACAAGAAAACACAAAAAUAAAAGUGAGUUCAGUUCUUAAUAGAGACGUUAAAGAAUAUGGAAAGAAAUUUAUGUUUGAUGGCAAAGAAGAAACUUGCUGGAAUUCUGAUCAGGGAAGUCCUCAAUUCAUAGUUUUUGAUUUCUCAAGAAAUGUUCAACUGAAGGAAAUCCAAAUUCAGUUCCAAGGAGGAUUCGUUGGUUGUGAUUGUCAAAUAGAGGGAGGAGAUUCUACUAAAAGUUUAUCUAUGUUUCAUCAAUUUUAUCCAGACGAUGUCAAUACAUUACAAAUAUUUCCAGUUAAUUCUAAAAAUUCUUUUCAAGUCUUGAAGAUCACAUUUUCAAAAAGUACRGACUUCUAUGGAAGAAUUACUAUAUAUAAAUUAGAUUUACUAGGAUCAUUACUGUAAUCAUUGAAUUAUUUAUCUCUAUAGAUACUGUGAAUUUAGCAUAUUUGAAAUAAAAUAGGUCUUAUACCAUA
Molecule: messenger RNA, 512 nt
Organism: Actinia tenebrosa (Australian red waratah sea anemone)
Lineage: Eukaryota; Metazoa; Cnidaria; Anthozoa; Actiniaria; Actiniidae
Product: nuclear receptor 2C2-associated protein-like
Source: RefSeq, a predicted model, not a curated record